GACCAAUUAGCCUUGUGAAGUUAUAUCGACUGUAUUGAUCUAGGGAUAUAUUCGAUUGAUCUAUUCGGUUUGAUCUUUUAAAUCAAUUAGACCAUUUUAUUGCUUCAAAUCAUUCAAUUGAUUUUAAUAUCGUUUUAUCGUUUAGAUAUUCAAGGCAGUAACAUAUAGACCUCUUUUUCAGUGCCUUUGAUUCGAUAUAAGCGUCUGGUGACGAGUUAUAUCCAAUAAUUGAUUCUUGUCCUUUUCUCAAACCUAUAAGCAUAAUCCCCUUUUUUAACAUGUCUCAACAAUCUUUCCCAAUUGCAAGUGAUUUAAAUGCCACUUGGAGUUUUAUCCAACCUGGAUUAGAAUUCAUUCUAGGUGCCCAAGGUGAUCAAGGUGUGACUUCCAAAAUGUAUAUGAAUUGUUAUACUGCUAUUUAUAAUUACUGUACCACCAAAUCACGUAAUUCUCCAAAUACUGGUGCUUCAAGUCAUAGUAUGAUUGGCGGAUCAUCAAAUAAUAGCUCUUAUUCUUUGGCUGGUGCUGAAAUCUAUUCAAAAUUGGAUGAUUACUUGGUUAGUUAUAUCUCUGGUUUAAAGAAAAGUCCCAAUGAAUCUUUUUUGGAAUUUUAUGUUAAAAAAUGGACUCGUUUUACCAUUGGAGCAGGCUACAUGAAUAACGUUUUUGAUUAUAUGAAUCGUUAUUGGGUUCAAAAAGAAAGAUCCGAUGGUAGAAGAGAUAUUUUUGAUGUCAACACUUUAUCUUUAUUAAAAUGGAAAUUUAAUAUGUUUAAUAAUAAUGCAAACCAAUUAAUCAGUGAAGUACUUGAGCUCAUUGAAAAACAAAGAAAUAAUGAAAUUGUUGAAACCAAUCUUAUUUCUGUGGCAAUUAAAUCCUUGGUUUUCUUGGGUAUUGAUGUUCAAGAUUUGAAAAAACCUAAUUUAGUUGUAUAUAUCAAACACUUUGAACAAGAUUUCUUGAACAGUACUGCCGAUUAUUACAGUAAAGAAUCCAUUAAUUUUCUUUCCCAACAUAACGUGGUUGAUUAUAUGAAAAAAUGUGAAACAAGAUUAGCAGAAGAAAUAUCAAGAUCCAAUAAUUAUUUAGAAGAUCAUACCAAAAAAUUAUUACUAGAAACAUUGAAUAAAGUUCUUAUAAAAGACCAUGCUCAAGAAAUGUAUAAUCAAUUCUUGGGAUUAUUAGAACAAAAUGAAAUAGAUCAUAUUCAAAGAAUGUACAAAUUACUAUCAAGAGUUCCCUCUACUUUAACCCCUUUGGCAGAUACUUUUGAAAAGUACAUUAAAGAAGAAGCUGCAAAAGCAAUUGAAGAGAUAAAAAAAUCUUCAGAUAAUUCUGUUGAAUCAAAAACAGAAGGAAAUGCUGCCGCUGGUACCGGUGCUAAAGUUACAAGAAGAGCUGCAUCUGGAGCUAUCAAUCCAAAAACUUAUAUUCAUACAUUGGUUAAUAUCUAUUAUAAAUUUAGAGAAAUCAUUGUUGCUGCAUUCGAUAAAGAUCCCUUUUUCAUCAAAUCUUUGGAUAACGCCUGUGCCCACUUUGUCAAUAAUAACUCUAUUGCGUUACCAACUCCUAAAUCCCCUUGUAAAACUCCAGACUUAUUGGCUAAAUAUGCUGAUGGUUUCUUAAAAGCUACAGGUAAAGAACAGGAAACAGCUGACAUGAAUGCAGAUCAUUUAAUGGUUGUUCUUAAAUUUGUUAAUGAUAAAGAUGCUUUUGAAGAACAUUAUCGUCGUUUAUUGGCAAAGAGAUUAAUUCACAGUAAUACUAAGUCCGAUGAAUUAGAAGAAGGUAUCAUACAAAGAUUACAAGAUGAAAAUUCUUUAGAAUAUACUUCUAAAAUGACUAAGAUGUUCCAAGAUAUGAAAGCAUCUGGUGAUUUGAAAACACAUGUUAAAGACCAAUUGGGUGAUAACAAUUAUAUUAAAGAUUUUACACCAUUAGUGUUGGCUCAAAGUAUGUGGCCUUUCAACUAUUCUGAAGAUUAUGAAUUGAAAUUAGCUCCCGAAUUAUUGCCUGCAUUCAAUAAAGUAGAGGAAGUUUAUACGAAACAGCACAACGGUCGUCAACUUCAAUGGCUUUGGAAUCAUGGUAGGAGUGAAGUUAAAGCAAACUUAUCAAGAAAGGGGAAACCACCUUUCAUUUUCACUGUGACAAAUUCUCAAUUAGUCAUUUUAUUAGCAUUUAAUAAGAAAAAAUCUUAUACUCUUAAAGAAUUACAUGACAUAGUUGGUACUGCAAGACAUACAUUUGAAGCCCACUUACUACCAUUUACCAAAUAUAAAUUACUCGAUCAACUGCCACCUGAACCAGAUGCCUUCACAAAAGAUGAUACUGUAUUCACUAUCGUUGAUGAAUAUAAAUCUAAAAAACUUAAAGUAAGCUUUGUCAGUUCAAUCAAAACUGAGCAAAAACAAGAAGAAGAUGAUGCCAACAAAGAAAUUGAUGAAUCUCGUAAGAAUUAUCUCUCUGCAAGUAUCGUCAGAAUCAUGAAAGCAAGAAAGAAAAUGAAACAUAAUGAAUUAAUGAAUGAUGUCUUACUUCAAGCACAAUCUAGAUUCCGUGCUAAAAUCAUUGAUAUAAAAAGAGUCAUUGACUUUUUGAUAGAAAAGGAAUACAUUCGCCGUUGCGACAAUGAUUCUUAUGAAUACUUGGCUUAG
Hyphopichia burtonii NRRL Y-1933 is the source of this 2657-nucleotide messenger RNA. It is a transcript of the gene CDC53, whose product is annotated as cullin. Gene Ontology annotation, cellular component: SCF ubiquitin ligase complex. Gene Ontology annotation, molecular function: ubiquitin protein ligase binding. The coding region runs from base 279 to 2657 and encodes 792 amino acids. The record is from RefSeq and is a predicted model, not a curated record. NCBI's taxonomy places the organism in Eukaryota, Fungi, Ascomycota, Pichiomycetes, Serinales, Debaryomycetaceae. The transcript has a single exon. Gene Ontology annotation, biological process: SCF-dependent proteasomal ubiquitin-dependent protein catabolic process; protein ubiquitination.